UCAAGUACAGCACUGGUCAUGAGAGUGUAUUCCCGAGCGAUAGCAGCGAAUCGGUGUGGAUAUCUUUUAUUCGAGUAAGCUUCAACUGGUGUAAUGAUCGUAUUCGGUGUAUAUUGGCACUGUUAGGUCCCGUUUAUAUGAUAAUAGUCGGCCAAUCCGUCGUUCUGUCGAUUCUAUCAGUUUUCGUGGUGCCGCGGUGCUUGAUACAAUAAAUCUACACAUUAUAACCUCUCGACUCUCGGCUACGUUGAUCAUCGAGAUACAUAUAUUGUUCUGAGAUUCUGCGUGUCUGGUGUUAGGUAACGAAAUUCAAAAUUAUCGUAACGGCACUGCGACUGGCGUCGAUGUAAACAUUUGUUCGAGCGCCGUUAAAAAAUCUGGUGUUUCUCCUCGUUCCGGUAGAAUCGCUCAGUCGUAAGAUGUCGAAGGUCGUUCUUUACUCGCAAAAUAUCAGUCCACCAUGUCGUGCGGUACUGAUGGUGGCGAACGCGAUCGGAUUGACGCUGGAAGUUCACGAGAUUAACUUGGCGAAUAGGGAGCAGCUGUCGGAGGAAUUCAUAAAGAUCAAUCCUCAGCACACGAUCCCGACGUUGGACGACGACGGUUUCAUACUACCGGACAGCCACGCUAUUAUCUGCUACCUGGUGGACAAAUAUGCCAAGGAUGAUUCCUUGUAUCCGAAAGACUUGCAGAAACGCGCGUUGGUCAAUCAGUUCCUUCAUCUCGACUCCUCGACGCUUUUCUCUAUAGCGAAGAGCGCUAUCAAACCGAUUCUUUUCUACAACGAAAAAGCGGUUCCCGAGGAGAAGAUGAAGAUGUGGAAGGAAUCGUACGACUACCUGAACAAAUUUCUGGAGGGUAAGAAGUGGCUCGUUGGCGAUUCUUACACUAUCGCGGACAUCAGCUGCGCAGCAACUGCGUCUAGUUCCUCCAUUCUGGUGAAUAUGGAUGAAUAUCCUAACGUAAAGGCCUGGUUGCAAAGAUGCGAGGAGGAACUUCCAGGCUACAAACAGUACAAUCUCGGAGGCAACAAUCAAUUACAGUCCAUGAUCCGCGCUAAACUCGCCUAAAACGAAGAAAAAUCUCUCGAACAAAUUGUACUUCAUAAUCUCCAUAUUAUUCUACUACACAAAACAGAAUAAUCAUUUGUGUGUGUGUGUGCCUGUGUGUGUUUUGUCAAUAAUCACACGCAUGUACAACAAAAGACUCGAUCAUUUGUUUCGUUUCCUUUUUUUUUUUGUUAAUAAUCAUACGCAUGUGCAACAAAAGGCUCGAUCACGAUAAAUCCAUAUCCUCCUAAAUUCAUUUUUUCCUUGCAAAAAAACUAGCAUGGACAGUCGUUGGUGAUAAAGGCGUAUUGUUCCAUGGACUGGCGUGCAGCUCAACGGUCGACUGCAGCUUUGGAUGCACUUUUGUCAACAGAUACGCUGUCGCGUAUCAUUUCGCCGGACAUGAUAUUUCCCGGAAGGGUAGAUAACUUGUGUAGCUGAUUAAACACAUGCUUAAAUCUGUUUUCCUACCUUGUUAUCGCUGGAAUACGUAGUAAACAAAGAUCGACACUCACCACUUCGAGAUUCCAAGAAG
Messenger RNA from Habropoda laboriosa, 1584 nucleotides. Its product is annotated as glutathione S-transferase 1-like. Bases 420 to 1070 code for a protein of 216 amino acids. Gene Ontology annotation, molecular function: glutathione transferase activity. Gene Ontology annotation, biological process: glutathione metabolic process. The record is from RefSeq and is a predicted model, not a curated record. The transcript is spliced from 7 exons. Lineage: Eukaryota; Metazoa; Arthropoda; Insecta; Hymenoptera; Apidae.